Molecule: messenger RNA, 809 nt
Organism: Jaculus jaculus (lesser Egyptian jerboa)
Lineage: Eukaryota; Metazoa; Chordata; Mammalia; Rodentia; Dipodidae
Gene: Tprkb
Product: TP53RK binding protein
Exons: 5
Coding region: 225-752 (175 amino acids)
Biological process (GO): telomere maintenance via recombination; tRNA threonylcarbamoyladenosine modification
Cellular component (GO): cytosol; nucleus; EKC/KEOPS complex
Source: RefSeq, a predicted model, not a curated record
GCAGCCAGUUGGCGGCGGUGGCCGCUCCUCUGUGGAGCGGGCUCGGCGGGCCCCGGGCGCGUGGAAGAGCCGGAUCGCCCUGCGACUCUACCAGAGGCCUCACUGCUUGCUUGGGUGGAGUAGGAAGCUGUGCAGACAGGCAUCACCUGUUGCAAAGCUGUGGCAGCCGAGGUAGCCGAACCAGGUGUGGACUCCCGACCCAGUCAGUCUUGAUUAUCUAUGACAUGCAGUUAACAAAGCAGCUGGACCUGUUUCCUGAAUGCAAGGUGACCCUUCUGUUAUUUAAAGAUGUAAAAAAUGCUGGAGACUUGAGAAAAAAGGCUAUGGAAGGAUCUCUCAGUGGUUCAUUGAUAAAUCCUACAAUGAUUGUGGAUCCGUUUCAAAUAUUUGUGGCAGCAAACAAAGCAUUUCAUCUGUACAAGCUGGGAAAAAUGAGGACAAGAACUCUGUUUACUGAAAUUAUUUUCAACCUUUCUCCAAAUAACAAUAUUUCAGAGGCUUUGAAAAAAUUUGGUAUUUCAGCAAAUGAUACUUCAGUUCUAAUUGUUUCCAUUGAAGAAGGAGAAAAACAAAUAAAUCAAGAGCACCUAAUAUCCCAUGUGGAUGGCCAUCAGGUUUCUCUGAAAAGUCUUCCUGAAAUCACAGACAUCUCGGAAGUCAAGAAGAUCUAUAAACUGUCAUCACAAGAAGAGAGUAUUGGGACGUUAUUGGAUGGUAUCAUUUGCAGAAUGUCAACAAAGGAUGUUUUGUGAAGUGUCAGAAAUAUUAACGGAAAAUUUCAGGAUUAAAGAAAAUACUGAUUUUUUGGA